GGAGCUGGAGCGGGGCUGUCGCUCAGGUGACCAGUGUCUCUCCGAGGAGGGUGCGAGCAGCUAGCGGGGUGUCGGCAGCAAUGAUCCAGAAUGUCGGAAAUCACCUGCGACGGGGCCUGGCCUCCGUGUUCUCCAACCGUGCAUCCCGGAAGUCGGCCUCACACACUGGGAACAACAUGGCAGAAGGCGAGGGCUACCGGAACCCCACGGAGGUGCAGAUGAGCCAGCUGGUGCUGCCCUGCCACACCAACCAGCGCGGCGAGCUGAGUGUCGGGCAGCUGCUCAAGUGGAUUGACACCACCGCCUGCCUGUCCGCGGAGAGGCAUGCUGGCUGCCCCUGUGUCACAGCCUCCAUGGACGAUAUCUAUUUUGAGCACACGAUUAGUGUUGGACAAGUGGUGAAUAUCAAGGCCAAGGUGAACCGGGCCUUCAACUCCAGUAUGGAGGUGGGCAUCCAGGUGGCCUCUGAGGACCUGUGCUCUGACAAGCAGUGGAGCGUGUGCAAGGCCUUGGCCACCUUUGUGGCCCACCGGGAGCUCUCCAAGGUGAAGCUGAAGCAGAUCACGCUGCGGACCGAGGAGGAGAAGACAGAGCACAGUGUGGCAGCCGAGCGCCGACGUAUGCGGCUGGUCUACACAGACACCAUCAAGGACCUCCUGGCCAACUGCGUCAUUCAGGAUGAUCUGGAGAGCAGAGACUGUAGCCGCAUGGUACCAGCCGAGAAGACCCGAGUGGAGAGUGUGGAGCUGGUCCUGCCCCCACACGCCAAUCACCAAGGCAGUACUUUCGGGGGCCAGAUCAUGGCCUGGAUGGAGAACGUGGCCACCAUUGCAGCCAGCCGGCUGUGCCGUGCCCACCCUACGCUGAAGGCCAUUGAGAUGUUCCACUUCCGGGGCCCAUCCCAGGUUGGGGACCGCCUGGUGCUGAAGGCCAUCGUGAACAACGCUUUCAAGCACAGCAUGGAGGUGGGCGUGUGCGUGGAGGCCUACCGCCAGGAGGCCGAGACCCAGCGGCGGCACAUCAACAGCGCCUUCAUGACCUUUGUGGUCCUGGAUGCAGAUAACCAGCCUCAGACGCUGCCCUGGAUUCGGCCCCAGCCUGGGGAUGGCGAACGGCGGUACCGAGAGGCCAGUGCCAGGAAGAAGAUCCGCCUGGACAGGAAAUACAUCGUGUCCUGUAAGCAGGCGGAGAUGCCCCUCUCUGUCCCCUGGGACCCUAGCAACCAGGUGUACCUGAGCUACAACAACGUCUCCUCCCUGAAGAUGCUCGUGGCCAGGGACAACUGGGUGCUGUCCUCAGAGAUCAGCCAGGUCCGCCUGUACACUCUAGAGGAGGACAAGUUCCUCUCCUUCCACAUGGAGAUGCUGGUGCAUGUGGACGCCGCCCAGGCCUUCCUGCUGCUCUCAGACCUCCGUCGGAGGCCCGAAUGGGACAAGCACUACCGGAGCGUGGAGCUAGUGCAGCAGGUGGACGAGGAUGAUGCCAUCUACCACAUCGUCAGCCCUGCCCUCGGCGGUGACCCCAAGCCCCAGGAUUUUGUGAUCCUGGCCUCUCGGCGGAAGCCUUGUGACAACAGGGACCCCUAUGUCAUUGCGAUGAGGUCAGUUACGCUGCCCACGCACCUCGAGACCUCGGAGUACAGGCGUGGGGAGACCAUCUGCUCAGGCUUCUGCUUCUGGCACGAGGGGGACCAGUUGACCAAGGUGUCCUACUAUAACCAGGCCACCCCAGGCUUUCUCAAGUACGUGACGACCAAUGUGACUGGCCUCUCCUCUGAGUUCUACACCACCUUCAAAGCUUGUGAGCAGUUCCUCUUGGACAACCGGAACGAUCUGGCCCCCAGCCUCCAGACCCUCUAGG
Messenger RNA from Balaenoptera acutorostrata (minke whale), 1860 nucleotides. It is a transcript of the gene ACOT11, whose product is annotated as acyl-CoA thioesterase 11. Bases 81 to 1859 code for a protein of 592 amino acids. The transcript is spliced from 16 exons. The record is from RefSeq and is a predicted model, not a curated record. Lineage: Eukaryota; Metazoa; Chordata; Mammalia; Artiodactyla; Balaenopteridae. Gene Ontology annotation, cellular component: extracellular exosome. Gene Ontology annotation, molecular function: thiolester hydrolase activity; lipid binding.